Staurois parvus is the source of this 459-nucleotide messenger RNA. Lineage: Eukaryota; Metazoa; Chordata; Amphibia; Anura; Ranidae. The record is from the annotation of a GenBank genome assembly.
CUCUUCUGUGCUACCUGUUCCUCGGUUCAGCGCUGUGCUCACCUUCUUCUCGCCUGUGGCUGACAUCUUUAGUGUGGGCACAUGGCUGUGACAGCUUGUGGCUUCACAGCCAGGUGCCCGCUGCACAUGUCCGCAAUCUCUGGUCAUCCCCUGUACUGUGUCCCCAGCCUCUGGUCAUCCCCUGUACUGUGUCCGCAGUCUCUGGUCAUCCCCUGUACUGUGCCCGCAGUCUCUGGUCAUCCCCUGUACUGUGUCCGCAGUCUCUGGUCAUCCCCUGUAAUGUGCCCGCAGUCUCUGCUCAUCCCCUGUAAUGUGCCCGCAGUCUCUGGUCAUCCCCUGUACUGUGUCCGCAGUCUCUGGUCAUCCCCUGUACUGUGCCCCAGUCUCUGGUCAUCCCCUGUACUGUGCCCGCAGUCUCUGGUCAUCCCCUCUAAUGUGCCCGCAGUCUCUGGUCAUCCC